This is a messenger RNA of Gastrolobium bilobum, 1566 nucleotides long. RefSeq names its product cytokinin dehydrogenase 3-like. Bases 1 to 1566 code for a protein of 521 amino acids. Gene Ontology annotation, molecular function: FAD binding; cytokinin dehydrogenase activity. The record is from RefSeq and is a predicted model, not a curated record. Lineage: Eukaryota; Viridiplantae; Streptophyta; Magnoliopsida; Fabales; Fabaceae. Gene Ontology annotation, biological process: cytokinin metabolic process. The transcript is spliced from 5 exons.
AUGGCAAGGUAUUUCAUAGUACCAAAAGUUUUGGUUAUGCUAUGUCUAACCAGCAUCGUUGUCACACAAGCACAAUCACAGCCAUGGUCAGCACUACAAGCACCCAAAGAACUAAUCCAGAAUCUUAGUCGUGACCCUUUGACCCUUUCACUAGCCUCAACCGAUUUCGGCCACAUAAUUCACGUAAACCCGGUGGCAGUUUUUGAACCAUCGUCCAUUAGUGACAUCUCGAAUUUGAUAAAAUUCUCAAAUUGUCUUCCCAUCCCUUUCACUAUAGCUGCCAGAGGGCAAGGCCACUCGGUUCAUGGACAAGCCAUGGCACAUGAUGGGGUUGUGGUGAAUAUGACUGAGUUAAACGGUUUUAGAAAUGGGACUGGGAUUAUAGUGUCUGAUGAGAAGACUCCAUUAUUUGGUUAUUAUGCUGAUGUGGGUGGUGAGCAGAUUUGGAUUGAUGUGUUGAAUGCAACCCUUCAACGUGGACUUACACCCCUCUCUUGGACUGAUUAUUUGUUUUUAUCUGUUGGUGGAACUCUCUCCAAUGCUGGGAUCAGUGGCCAAGGCUUCCGGUUUGGUCCUCAAAUCUCCAAUGUUCAUGAAUUGGAUGUUGUUACGGGGAAAGGAGACCUAGUUACUUGUUCUGCGGAGAAGAACUCAGAGUUAUUUUACGCCGUUCUAGGAGGUUUAGGUCAAUUUGGGAUUAUAACCAGAGCAAGAAUAGCUCUAGGACCUGCACCCACGAGGGUGAAGUGGCUCCGUUUGCUUUACAACGACUUCUCUGCAUUUUCUGGAGACCAAGAACAUUUAAUCUCAUUUAAUGGAAGAAACGAAACUAAUGCAGCUGAUUAUGUAGAAGGUGAGCUCCUGCUAAAUCAGCCACCACUGGACCUUUCGUUUUAUCCACCACUUGAUCAACCUCGCAUAACUUCCCUGGUAACCCAAAAUAGCAUCAUCUACAUCCUAGAGCUUGUCAAAUAUUACGACAAUAAUUCUCAAGAGCAUGUGGACGAGGAAGUUGAACUUUUGGUCAAGGGGUUAAAGUUUGUUCCUACGUUUAUGUUCGAAAAAGAUGUGUCGUACGAAGAGUUUCUGAACAGAGUUCACGCUCAAGAACUUGUACUUAGAUCACAAGGACUUUGGGAUGUCCCUCAUCCUUGGUUAAACCUCUUUGUUCCAGGAUCUCGAAUCUCGGAUUUCGAUGAAGGUGUGUUCAAGGGAAUUAUUCUUGAGCAAAAUAUUACUGCAGGACUUGUGAUAAUCUACCCCACGAACCGAACAAAGUGGGAUGAUAAGAUGUCAGCAGUUACACCUGAUGAAGAUGUUUUCUACAUAGUGUCUCUCCUGCAUUCAACUGGGUUUGACAAGGUGGAAGCAUUUCAGGCUCAAAACCAACAGAUAUUACAGUUCUGUGCGGAUGCUGAUAUUGGGAUCAAAGAAUAUCUUCCCCAAAACAAAACUCAUGAAGAAUGGGUGGAACAGUUUGGCCCCAAAUGGGAAGUUUUCAAAGAAAGAAAAGGUCAUUUUGAUCCGAAAAGAAUAUUGUCUCCAGGACAAGGGAUUUUCAAUUAA